AUGCCGAAUAUCCUAAUCAUAGGCGCAACCCGCGGUCUAGGCGCAGCACUCGCCAACCUCUACGCUUCCGGUCUCAAGAACACCGUAUUUGGGACGACGCGCUCCUCUGCAGCUCCAAAAAACGAGAAAUUGAAUAGCAAGAUUGUGUGGCUGCCAAAUAUCGAUGUUGCGCAGGAGGACGUAGGGCGGCGGCUCGUGAAUCAAUUGGGCAUGUCGGGGGGUGGUGGAGGUAUGGUUGAGGGUGGCGUGAAGGCCCUGGAUACUGUGAUUAUUACGGCUGGGUAUUUUGCAACGGAGGAUUUCGUCAAUGGCCCGAAGUGGGCGGAGGAGGUCAAGAUGUAUUCAACCUCCGCGAUCUCACCCCCAUUCAUAGUCCAUUCCCUGUCCCGCUCCAAUUACCUCCAGAGAGGCUCCAAGGUCGUCCUCGUAUCCUCCGAAUCGGGCUCCAUAACCCUGCGACACAAAAAAGAAGGAGGCGGUAAUUACGGGCACCAUGCCAGUAAAGCUGCCCUGAACAUGGUGGGUAAGCUCCUCAGUUUAGAUUUGGAAGAGAAGGGAGUAGUGGUCAGUGUGGUGCAUCCGGGGUUUAUGAGGACGGAUAUGACCAAGGGUGUCGGGUUCGAUAAAUUCUGGGAUGCCGGUGGUGCUGUCACACCAGAUGAAGCGGCGAAGAGUCUGGCUGAGUGGGCCGAGAAGCUGGAUAUGAGCAAGACCGGACAGUACUGGGCGCCGAGGGGACCAGGGGAUAUUGGUACUGCUGAAGAGACUCUAGGCAAAGGUCUCCCCACUCCGUUGCAAUUACCAUGGUAG
Molecule: messenger RNA, 810 nt
Organism: Amorphotheca resinae ATCC 22711
Lineage: Eukaryota; Fungi; Ascomycota; Leotiomycetes; Helotiales; Amorphothecaceae
Exons: 4
Coding region: 1-810 (269 amino acids)
Molecular function (GO): oxidoreductase activity, acting on the CH-OH group of donors, NAD or NADP as acceptor
Source: RefSeq, a predicted model, not a curated record